GCGGGAAGUGCAGAGGAAUUUAUGUUGAGUUGUAAUCUGAAAGAAAAACUCAUUUCAUUCUUAUUUUGUGGAGUAUUUUUCAUAAUUCGAGUAUAAUGAAACCAAAAGCUAGAAGCGAACUUGGGGAUGUGACAGUACAUAAUAUCAAACAGCUGAAGAAAUUAAACUCCGUUGUCUUUCCAGUUACUUACAACGAGAAGUUUUAUAAAGAUGUCCUUGAAGGUGGAGAAUUAGCAAAACUUGCCUACUAUAAUGACAUAGUAGUUGGAGGUGUCUGCUGUAGAGUAGAUAAAACAGAAGAUGGGAGAAGACUUUAUAUUAUGACUCUUGGCUGUUUAGCACCAUAUAGGAGACUUGGAAUAGGAACCCUUAUGCUAGAGCAUGUCCUGAAGAUAUGUGAAAAGGAUGGAAAUAUAGACAACAUAUAUCUCCAUGUACAGAUCAGCAACCAAGGAGCCAUUGACUUCUACAAGGGUUUUGGGUUUGAAAUAAUUGAAACAAAAAAGCAAUACUACAAACGUAUUGACCCAGCAGAUGCUUAUGUACUUCAAAAGACACUGAAAAAAACUGAAGGCAGCAAGAAGGAUUAAUGGAAACUUSAAUAAAAUUGCUAAUUAAUUAUACAAGAUUCAAAAACUUUGAGUAUAUAUUGAGAUAGGAGCAAAAUGCUCAUGGCCUUAAUUAGAAAAUUMAAGUUGUACUUCUAGCAGAACAUAAUUCUAAAGUCUUGAAGUAAACACAAUAUCAAAGUAAUUUGUAUUUCAGAAUACUGAAACAUGUGUGAAUGUAUGUAUUGAGUUUCUAAACCGCUUUGACAAGAUAAUCACAGAGGUAAACAGUGAAAAAAAUAUUACACAAAAUGUGCUUGACAAUAUUUUACAUUAACCCUGGAGGAGACAGCUAUCCCUGCUCUCUGGAAGGUAUUCAACAGUUAUCUUGUACUCACAGAUAAAUGAUUUGCAAUAGAUUUUACCUUCAUUCUUUAUGAGGAGUUCUUGUCCUUACUUCGAAUUUAGUUGACCAUCAUGAACUACAAUAAAUGAUUUUGCCUUGUUUAUGUAUGAGUUUCUUUUGAUAAGCAGUGGAUUUUCUUUUGUAAAUCAAUAAAGUAGUAAAACUCAGAAUCU
Messenger RNA from Exaiptasia diaphana, 1127 nucleotides. RefSeq names its product N-alpha-acetyltransferase 50. The record is from RefSeq and is a predicted model, not a curated record. Lineage: Eukaryota; Metazoa; Cnidaria; Anthozoa; Actiniaria; Aiptasiidae. Gene Ontology annotation, biological process: mitotic sister chromatid cohesion. The coding region runs from base 96 to 590 and encodes 164 amino acids. Gene Ontology annotation, cellular component: NatA complex. The transcript has 6 exons. Gene Ontology annotation, molecular function: acyltransferase activity, transferring groups other than amino-acyl groups.